CCGAAAACUCCUCUCUGUGCUGCGGUUCAAAGCCCAACGUUCGCAGAAGAGACCUUCUCUUCCGUUUUCCUCAUUUGAAAGGAGAAGUCGUUUUUACUGUCUAUACCGUAAGUAAACUUUUUUAUGACAUCUUAUAGGAUGAGGUUAAACUAGAAAUAUAGGCUCGAUAUGUAUUGUGUUGUUUUUAGCUAGAAGCUUUAGAAGCCCUAUUAUCUGACACAUUCAAGGGUGUGUCUCGAACCGAAACUAAACCUCAAAAGUUAUUAUUCCAUUGCUGGCCGCCAGCAGACAGACAUCCAUCGCGUCCUGCAAACUAUAUACUUAUUGAACUGGGUCAUAAGUUACAAUCACAAGCGGGGCAACUUGGAAACUAACAAGUAACUAUAAGAAAUGUGUUGGGUAAUAAUGUCUCCAUAUUUACCAAAGGUUUGUAGGAUCUGCGCAGUGGUUACUUUGAGAAAUGCAUUUACUCCAGUGGGCUAAUGUAGGCUACUAAUGUAGGCCUAUUGAUGUAAAAAGUAAUCAAGAAAGGUGGGACUUUAGAUCUAGUAAUGUUUUGAUAUGGCAGUGUGACCGAGGCAGGGGUCAAAAGGGUUCUUCUUGUGCCAGGUAUUUCCACCCCAAACUGAGCAGAUGUAUACAGUAAAUUCCUGAAAGAGUUGUCAUCCUUGGUUAAUGAAGAGGCACAAAAUGGACAACAACCCCUGGACUAUAAGGGCAAUUUUUAAAAUUUUAAGUGAGAAUAUAAAGAUGUUGUCUCCUAUUAAUAUAAUAAUUAACAACAUAAACUAUGUUGAGUGACACCCUGAAGAACUAAGCUCUGACCAGAGACUGAUGUAUUUUGGGGGAAGUGUUGUAGGCUAAUUGUUUCAGUUGGUAAGUAGAUUUUUAAGAGUAGAAAAAGUUAAAGACCCAUUGGCUCUCUCUUUCUGAGCUGUGUGUGUGUGUGUGUGUGUGUGUGUGUGUGUGUGUGUGUGUGUGUGUGUGUGUGUGUGUUGACCUGUGAGGAGAGUUCCACUGAGAAAACACAGGAGACUAAAUUAUGAAAUGUGUGUGGGUAAAACCCUCUCAGGGCACUAUCACAUUCAGUAGUAAUUAGACAGUAAUGAGGGUAAUGAGUAUUUAACCCAGUCUUUCCUGCUGUGAAAGCUCACCACAUUGUUAUUCUCUACAGAGCUGAUUAGGUAAUGUAGCAACGGGACCAUCUGCUUUUGAUCAACUGAUCAAAGUGUGAAUUAACAAAUGUAUGUAGAUGGUCUAUGUUUCGUUAGCCCAUCUUUAUGUUACUCAAGGGUCAGAGGUAUUGUAUGGAUAAUGGUAAUAUAAUGCACAUCUCAGGAAAAAUGACAUAUAUGCGUUUAUUAACAAUGCUGAGAAAUAAUAUAACUUUUUAUUUUCAUAGCUUUUCCCAUCUCUCUUGCUCAAGUUUCGAAACUCUAUCUCACUGGCAUAAUGGCAGCGGUAAGUCUCAGCACCCAAACAUGUGUACUGUAGCAUGCAGUGUGAGUGAACUAUGAAUGAUUGUAGUGUUCAACAUUUGCAUGAUCAGAUUUACAUUAUUUAAUUUUUUUGCUUAGUAUUGGAAAUGAUUUACUUAUGAACAGUAUGUUCAUUGAAGCUUCCAUAAAAGAUGUAUGACGUACUAUACCAAUUAAAUUAUCCAAACAAAUGUUUACUGCUGUAGUCCUACUGACAGCACAGACAAGACAGCUUUUUGAAAGUAUCAGCCUCGGUAUACAAAGAGCAACAAAGGCAGUCUGACAUAUAGGCUACACCUAUACGGUACAUAGUAAAUACGUUUAUUGCUGUUACUGAACAAACACACACACCUGUUGAGAUGUGUAUGUUUGUGCAUGUGUGUACCUAUAGCCCAGUGGUACUCAACUCUUACCCUAAGAGGUCCAUAGCCUGCUGGUCUUCUGUUCUACCUGAUAAUUAAUUACACACCACUAGUGUCCCAGGUCUAAAUCAGUCCUUGAUUAGACGUGAAUAAUGAAAAAAUGCAGUGGAACUGACUUCGAGGUCCAGAGUUGAGUUUGAGGGUUAUAGCCUAUGACUCAAAGUGCAGUAGUGUUGGAUAGUGACUGGAUAAAUUCCAGCUGCUGAAUUCAUUGGGAGUUAUAUGUAUGCCAUUUUAAUAUUUGUUUCUGCAGAUUGGCAACCGUGGAACUGUGACUGAAGCCGCUGGCUUCAACGCAGAGGAGGAUGUAAAGAGACUGAGAGGAGCCAUGAAGGGGGCUGGUGAGUGAUCCCAACAUUCUAAGCAAUGACUAGCUGUUUGUUUCUAAAAACGAUUCAGACAUUCAGAAAACAAGUUCGGAUGAGUAUGAUAGGAUCCCCUUUUUUCUUCUGAUAAAUAGGUCUUAAUUUUAAAAUAAUUGUACGUCUUUCCUUUCAAUGAAAGCUUCAAAAACACCAUGUUGAACAGUAUGCUACUAUUACUUUAAUCAGUUGUAAUUAUUCUAGAACUCUCUACAGGCCCUCUACAGGCCCUACACAUGAUUGUAGUUACUUUCCAUUUCUAAGACCUCAUUCAGUCCUCUGAGUGUGGCCUGGGAUUACUUUCUUUCCUUCUCCACUCCAGUCUUUGUGACUCAAAUAUUUGUUUUAUUUUUCAUCAUUAUUUUGCCUUUCUCCUGUUCUAGUCAAAAGUUACUGUAGGAUUGCAUUAUCUUUGCAUCUGUAUAAUAUUUUGCAUCUAUGCUUUUUACAGGUCUAUGCUGUAGGGAUACAAUGCAGAAAAAACAAUGAGCAUUGUAAGAAAACAAGUUACGAGAUGUUAAACACAAGCCUACACGAUAGUAUACUUGGCUCUAUGUUAGGAAUGCUGAUGCUGUUAGCUAGACGUAAUAGGUUUCACCUGACUCUAGUGUGAGAUGUAUUAGAAACAGAUGGCACAUACACUGAGAAACAACUGUGCCUGUGGGACCAGGGUGUUUCCAGGGUGACAGAGGAGCUUGGAAGCAGGAAGUGUGUCUGUUCACCAUUGAAAUCUGGCUAAGCUCUUUAUAACUGUGUGAUAUCAGGGAGAUAUUUAGGAUAUUUCAAUGGUGAUUGAUGCUGUUUUAUCACCAGCAAGUUAUUUUAUCUAAUGGAUCAGUAUAAUGUGAAGGUAUACAGUAAUGUAACCCUGUGAUGUUUUCUUAUAGGCACGGAUGAGGCAGCUGUCAUUGAAGUCCUGGCACGUCGUACCAUUGCUCAGAGGCAACGCAUCAAAGAGGCUUACAAGCAGACCGUGGGGAAGGUAAGUGUUCUACUGACGUGUUCUACCUGUGUUAUUGCAUUUCUCAUAUCCCAGUUUGAAUUAUCAGACUAUUCUCAAAACUUUCCAAAAGCUAAAUACCACCAGCUCCAGUAAUGGGGGGGAAGAUAUUUAAUACUUUAUAGUGACAGGAGAGUGUAUGGAUUGUGUAAAUAGUUAUAUGUAUCAUGUGAUCAGUCAUGGGAGGGUAUACUACAAAGCAGGAUCAUGGAGUUAGCCCGCUAACUGGCCUAAAUAUGAUAAAAUAACUUUUUAUUAAUUAGAAAGAUAUGCCUGAAAUGGGCAUUCUCUAAUUGGCUCAACAACCAAAUACACAUAUCUAAGUUUAGCUUUCUUAAUGAACUGGAAAAACAACAAAUAUUUCUGGUUAUUUAUCAAAUUUAGCUGGCUAACUUAUUGAUGCUGUUUUGUAGUAUACCCCUCUGGUGUGUGGCUUUGUGUGUGUUUCUAUGGGUGUGGUGGUGUCUGUUGUUAAUGGUAACAUUGUGCUGACAGUUGGUGCCUUAGGUUGAUCAUUAACUCUUACACAAAGAUGGUUAUGUGUUUCAGAGAACAGAGAGAAGCUUGUCUACCAUCACAGGUCAGGUGGAAAGACCUCUCUCAUGAGGGUUGAGGUUAACCUGAUUUUAAAUGAAGACAAGUGUCAAUCAGGAUACUGCACUUUGUGUUUGAGUGAAGUAGGGAGAUUAUAGAAUGACCGGCCCCAUGUUAAACAAUAACUAAACUCGACAUUUUAAAACUAAAAGGGAAGUCUGAUCAAUGUUUACUCUGUUGGCACAGAGUUUGGCAUACAAUACAUCAUUGAUAAAGUUAUCUAAAAGGUCCCAUGAAUGAGGAAGCUUGCCACAGGGAAGGGCAAAGAUUGCUAGUGGAAUCCUCCUGGUCAGAAACAGUGAGUCAUACAGUCCAUGGGGACGCCCACAGGCAGGCAGACUCAUGAAGAAGCUAAAUGUGUACUCUACAAACGUUCUGUGUACAGCUCUUUUGCAGCCACUCCCUUCUGGAAGCAGACUUGUAUCUGGAAUGUCUGAAGCAUAUAGGAAAUCCAAGGCCUGACAGAUUAAACAUUCUGAAAGCCUUGUUUAUCACCUCUGAGAUAUGAGUGUAUGAGAGCAAUAGUCUAUGCUUACUUGAGCUCUAGGCAGGAGAUUGUGUCAAUUGAGACCCAUUUAAAUGUCUGUGUCUCUGUCCCUGUAGGACCUGGCAGAUGAUCUGCAGGGAGAGCUGACGGGGAACUUUGAGAAGGUGGUGCUGGGCCUCCUGAUGACCGCUCCUGUGUAUGAUGCCUACGAGCUGAAGAACGCUAUGAAGGUCAGAGGUUAUUACUGCUAGGGAGACCAUCACAAUGGGGAUUUAUGUAACGCUUUUCAAUACUGUACAUCUUCGAGCUAUUGACAUUGUAUUGGGCUAUUCACCUCAUCCACAACCCAUAAAUGUGUUGCAUCACACUACUCUUUGAAGUACUUACAUAGCUCUCCACAUCUCUAUUUUACUGAACGCUAGGGUGCUGGAACAGAGGAGGCUGCUCUCAUUGAUAUCCUGGCCUCAAGGACGAACGCUGAAAUUAGAGCCAUCACGACGGUCUAUAUCAAAGGUAGUAGCUACACAGUACUCAGCCUUUCUGUGCCAUGUAUUGCAUCUCCAUCUGUAGAAGAGGUAUCACAUGCGGUGUAUGGUACAAGUCAAUACCUUUAGUAUUGAUCACUGUAUAUAAAGAGGAAUUCUGAUCUAAGAUAUCAGUGUCUCGCCCUCUUUAGAGUGUACUGACAAACAAUGAAUUACACAACAUGAACACAAUGCAUGAUAUGAAUGAUUUAUUAGUGUCUUCUAUAGAGCAAUAUUCAACUUUUGUUGCCUGCCAUAGCUUUUGACAGGGUGUUCACAAACCAUUUCAAGUGUUGUGGUUAUAAUUGCCGAGUCAGAUCACUCUUAACUCCUACUUUUUGCUUAAUCAUGUGUGACGGCAGAACAUGGACAGAGCCUGGAGGAAGAUAUUGAUAGUGAUACUUCUGGAAUGUUCCAGAGAGUUCUAGUUUCUUUGCUCACGGUGAGAAUAGACAAUAUUGACCUCUCUUACUACACACCUGGUUGACCUUCAUAUUCAAACAAUCAAAGGAAAGCAAACAGAACUACAGUAUAUUAAUUGUUGUCAAUGAAAUAGUCACUCCCCCUUCACUUCAUCACUUGUGUACAAUUUAACACAUAAUGGAUGUUUGUAGUUUUUAGAGGUCUCUUAUAGCCAGGUAAUGGUUACGUCAUUGUCUGACUCUUUGCUAACAUGGCCUCUGUCUCUGUGCUGUGACUGACAGGCGGGGCGAGAUGAGGGCAACACUGUGGAUGAGGCUCAGGCUGUGAAGGAUGCUAAGGUGAGAAUAUGGACCCAGAGAGGAGGUGACCUGGCUCUGUCUAACUCGCAUAGUAGCACAUGCUGGGGUAUCAGGAUCACCCUACGGUUAGGAAGAUGAACAGUAAGAUCAAUUUUAGACAUAGUUUUAACCUAAUCUGACAUCAAAUAUGUCCCAAAACAGUCAGUGUUUGGAGAUUUUCUUUUUGGGUUUGUGAAAUAUUUUUGCUGUGGUUUCUCAGGAUAUCUACGAGGCUGGGGAGGCUCGUUGGGGAACAGAUGAGGUCAAGUUCCUCACUGUGCUCUGUGUGAGGAACAGAAACCACCUACUCCAAGGUAUUGUCCCCUCAUAAAUAUUUCAGUGUUUUCCAUAUAUUCAUCGUUGCCGCCACUCCCAAAAUAUUUUAUAAUAAUAAAAUAGAUAUUUUUACAUUUCUGCCAAGACUCGCCUUUAAGAUCAGAGUGACAAGUUACAACAAGUUACAUAUCACCAGAAGUGACCUUCUCACAGUCGUUCAACAACAACAAAUCUCCCCAUUCUACUUGUUUAUUGCUUGUUUAUUACGCUUUACACUUCUCUUCAGUUAAGUUACUUCCACACUGACUUUGGCCCAAAAUGUAAUGCACAGACACUGUUCUGCUGACCUAUUCUGGUUAUUUGAGGAACCAACAUUUUGUGAUGUGCUUCUUACUCACUACAACAGUAUGAUUGAUUCCACAUCUCUCUCUCACCUCAUUGUCUCAGUGUUUAAGGAGUAUCAGAAGAUCUCUGGGAGGGACAUCGAUGACAGCAUUAAGAGGGAGAUGUCUGGCUCGCUGGAGAAUGUAUUUUUGGCAAUAGGUCAGACGGAUCCAAUUUGUUUCAGUGCCUCUUGUAAUAAUGUACCAAAGACAGAUAAGACUGAGAGUCAGCUCAGUUCUGAUGAAAAUAAGCUAAAUUAAAGCUUGUUGAGCUAUCAUGCCUGAUGUAUUGAUUUGAUUUAUUUUUUUGCAGUGAAAUGCCUCAGAAACAAGCCAGCAUUCUUUGCAGAGCGGUUAUAUAAAUCCAUGAAGGUAAAGCUUAAUUGAGACUUUUUUUAAACACACCUCCCAUGGAGGGUGCAUAUCUGCCUACACUUGUGGGUUAUCAGACAGAAUGUAUCAGAAUGUUGGCAGCUCCUUCCCUCCUGUCUUCUCAGGGUCUGGGAACUACAGACAGCGUCCUGAUUAGAAUCAUGGUGGCUCGGGCCGAGAUUGACAUGUUGGACAUCAAGAUCGAGUUCUUGAAGGCAUACGGCAAGACUCUCCAUUCCUUCAUCAAGGUGAGACCCCGGUCACGAGAUUAAGUAAUACUUUAUCUCAUAAAAAGUAAAAGUUAUAUUUGUGCCCAUUUCUUUGUGUUUUCUUGACGUAAUCUGAGUGUUUCUGUAUUGUUUAGGGAGACACAUCUGGAGAUUACCGCAAAAUCCUGCUGGAGUUAUGUGGAGAGUAGGACGUUGAACAUCUAGGACAUCAUUCAGCGAUGACUUCACUCUGCAACAACACCAUUGGUACCUCUACCAUCUGCUGUUUCCUUUGCUUAUAGCUCUCAAUAUCCUCUGCUCUUCUGUGGCCAGAGCAUUUUAUAAUGACCAUGAUGCCUUUUUUCACAGUUUGUGAUCCUAAUUAAACCAAAGACAAGUGACAUUUUACA
Molecule: messenger RNA, 7278 nt
Organism: Coregonus sp. 'balchen'
Lineage: Eukaryota; Metazoa; Chordata; Actinopteri; Salmoniformes; Salmonidae
Source: the annotation of a GenBank genome assembly